Molecule: messenger RNA, 489 nt
Organism: Danaus chrysippus (African queen)
Lineage: Eukaryota; Metazoa; Arthropoda; Insecta; Lepidoptera; Nymphalidae
Source: the annotation of a GenBank genome assembly
AUGGGAAAACUAGCCUACAACUACACAGACUCGGAUGAAACUGAAGAUACAUCUAGUUCAGUUGAAAAUGUCAAGAAGAAAAAGAAACUUUCGAUAUUGAAAUACACAAGCGGUAACUUAAAAAAGAAGAAAUGCCAGCUCCACAGUAAAUCAGAACCAGAUGAAUCGGACAGAAGCAGCAGAAAAUCAAGCCAGAGAAUGUUCAAACAAAAGUUGAGAGGAAUAUUAAAACAUACGGAAAGAGAAUCCUCUGAUGAGGAAGAAGAAAGUGAACCUAGCCGAAGCUUUCGGCCUCUCGAUCGUUGUCUGGUAGGUAAAGUACCGAGGUCCGCUGGAACAAAGCCAGGACGGGGCGGUGGUGUGGCUAUCAUAGUCAGGAAAAAUGUUAACAAUUUGGCGAAUUUAUCAGCACACCAGAGUUCAACCAGCAACGCACACAAGAGAAGUCGCUCAUCGAAAAAACGUGUCAGCAGAAAACGCUCUUAUUAA